AUGCCUUCUGCUACUCCCCGCCGUGGCUUCCUUGCCUCUGUUCGCAACUUUGUCGCUGAGCCACAUCCUCAUGCGCGCCGACCUGUCAGCCAAGCUGCCCACUCGGUGCAAUCUUCUGUCUAUCUGAGACGAGUCGGUCGCACGGGCAUUGCAUAUGUCCCUGCUGCUGCCGUUCUCCUUGGCUGGCCCAUCUUGGCCCACGCCCUCCUGAAGGAGCGCGUCUAA
Messenger RNA from Xylona heveae TC161, 225 nucleotides. RefSeq lists its product as hypothetical. The record is from RefSeq and is a predicted model, not a curated record. Lineage: Eukaryota; Fungi; Ascomycota; Xylonomycetes; Xylonales; Xylonaceae. The transcript is spliced from 2 exons. Bases 1 to 225 code for a protein of 74 amino acids.